GGGGCUCGCCAAGUCAGUGUUGUAUCAGACGUCGGUGAGGGAGGUUGUGCUCACGUAUCUCUGGCGGGCCGCUAGUGGUGUCUGAAGAUACGCGCGCUGCCCCAUUGGAUAAUCUCGGGUCCCGUCCGUGAGGUGGCGUGUCAGAGAUAUACACGACGCUCGCAUCUUGAUAUCGAAAGCGUGGAAUUGGCUAUCGCGAGUUUUGAGCGCGGUAUGGCUCAGGGACGGUACUGUUUAGUGGACUUGAGUGUCGCGGGUCAAAAGUUUGUCGCGGACUUGAGCAGGAGGCGAUAGUAGCGGGAUCCCGUCUGUGGCCACCUCCCCCUCCUGCCGGGAACGACUGUCCUUCCUCGGUACUCGUGCAAAUAUAUACAAAAGAGGAGGAGAUUAAGAGGAGCAAGAAGAGUACCCGUGUCCUCGCGUCGUCCAUCCACGCAGCAAGAGGCGGUGACGGAAAACGAGGAAAUAAUUGUAAUAAAGACGAAGUGAAAUCUAAACCACCAAAAAAAUUAAAUAAAAAAAAAAUUAAAAAAAGAAAUUGUGCCAUACAUGAAAGUUAAAUAAACUACGACAAAAUUAAAGGAAAGAAAGGGGUUGGAAACGUAAAUAACUUAGCAGCAAAGGACUAAAAAUCAAAGCAAAAGGAAGGAAAAGACAAGAAGUGAAUCAUAAAAAAAUUUAAAAAUAAAUAAAUAAAAUAAAUAAAAUAAUGUGCCAUACUUCAAAACUUAAAUAGAUUACAACACAUUAAAGGAACAGACCAAAUAAAGAUACGUGAAUAAGAACUCAACGGCAAGGGAGCAAGUAAAAUCAAAACAAAAGGACAAAACAAGAACAACACGAAAGAAAACGAGACAAACAAAAAUAAAAAAAACAAGAACACAUUAAGGCGAACCCACGUAACAUAACCCACCAAGACCACCACCACCACAUCUUGCCACCCACGCCCACAGCAACCCCCACGCCCUCGCUACACGCCCACGCACGCCCGCACUCAAGAUGAAAGGCCGCGGCUGGAUAUGAUUGAUGUCGUCUCCACAGACUUCGCCAUAGAAAAUUAUGCACAGGUGGCCGGCGCUGGCGGGUCAUGGAUGGAGUGGGACGACCGCCGCCGCCGUGACGCUGAGGACCCCUGGCCGCCGCCCCGUCCCCCGGAGCCCCCUGCCUUCCCCGAUGACCCCUGGGGCGGCGACGACGAUUGGCACGAUGACUUCUGGAACGACGCCCCCUGGGAGGACGCCCGCCUCGAGAUCCCCCCGGAGGCUUAUGGAGGGGACGAGUAUGACUUCGGAGGAUGUGACUGCGGCGGACCUCCUCCCCCCAUAUUCCACCUCCCCCCACCUCCACCCCUCCCUCGUCUCCCUGAGGAGGAGGAGGAGGGUUCUGGCUGCGAUGCCCCGCCCCCUUCCGAGGUGUGCCCCGCCCUGCUGGUGGCGGGAGACGCACACACUCACCAGCGGCUCCAGCCUCCCCUGGCGGCGCUGGUGGUUGCCGCCGCCACACUUACGCUCGUCUUCAUCAUCGCAGCCCUUGUCUGCUGGAGGUACCGGAGGCAGCGUGGCCGGCGGGGACCCUCCAAGUCCUCGAGCGAUCUCACCAACGGCGUCAUUUACGAGGACCUUCCCUCCGGGCCCACACCGAGGGUGGUGCCCGCCGCCCACGGCCACCCCCGCGACACCCACACUCUGGCGCCCAUGGAGCUCCUGGACAUGAAACUGACGCCUCACGUGCACGCCUCGAGCUACGGCGGGGCGGAGGACGGCACCCCAGCCAUCCUGCAACAGUAUCAGCCCAGUCAGCCCCUCUCGCCUUCCUUCAACCCCACCCACACCUCCCCACCGUACUCCCCAAAGAAACCAUUCGAUACCCACCGCUCCAACAGAAGCUCGCAGGAGCUGUACAACCCGACCUACGAGGAAAUAUCAACGGCAGGAAGCGACACUACUUCCGUCAGCAGCGCCAGCGUCAGCUCCGAGGGCGCACAGCAACAGCUGGAGCGGCGCGGCGAGGGCCAGGGUCCGCCCAACAUCUGGUCUGAACCCGGUAGCUGUACGUGCUCUGGGGGCAGGCGAGCUCCACAGGGGAGGCGAGGGACUAGGGGCGGCCGCUCUCGCAAGCCCCGAGCCACCAGCAGCGCCACGAGCACGGGAACCACAGAGGGCAGUGAGUACCACGAGGCGCUGCUGCCUCAGCUGGUGCCCGCCAUGGGCCUGAAGGGCACGGCGCGGCACCCCACGCUGCCCUACACCAUUCAAGGCACCAGCGACGGCCGCACUUCCACUUCCUCUUCCUCUGACCUUCCGGUGGACCGCUGCCUCGCGCCCCGCGAACCGCGUUACUACGUGGGCGUGCCGCCCCCCUCCACGCGCAGCCCCAUCACUCCAGAUGGGCCGCUGCGGGGCCCCCCAGGACUCUUUGGCGGAGAUUCGGUGGAAGGCUCCUCUGGGGCGUCAACGUGCGGGGGUGAGCGGCCCUCGCCGACGGAACGUGGCCUGCCUCCCCUCCCCUCCCGCAGCGACCGGUACCGGAUCUACUUCAGCACGGAGCGGCGGCGCGGUAUGGAUGGGGCGCCGCUCCCUGUCGGCGCCCGUACCCUCAACCCCGGCACCAGAAAGCGGCAGCGGCGGCACGAAACCUCGGGCACGCGGGAGAGCGAGCCGCUGUACCAUGAGUUGUAACACACACACACACACACACACACACACACACACACACACACACACACACACACAGAAACACACACACACACACAGGGCGGGGGAGCUCACGUGUACACUCACACAUGCAUACACACGCACACACCCACUUGAGCACAUCCUCCUCCCACUAAUCACCAGUCUGGCUGCCGCCCGCGCCCCCACCCCUUCCCUGCCUCCCCGUCCUGCUCCCUCCCCGCCCCCGCCGGCUGGUCUUGGCUGCCUCACCUCACAUGUUUACUCACUACACCUCCCGCCCUCCCUCUCGCACCCUCCUGCGCCACUCCCUCCCGUUCUCUCCCUCUAGACGGUCAAUACACACAGACACUCUUAUAAGCUUCCCCCACAACCUACACCGUGAACACACCGAUGACACACACACACACACACACACACACACACACACACACACACACACACACACACACACACACACACACACGGUUACCUAAGCAGGCGAGGUGUUAUCAUUGUUUCAGUCACGCACGGAUACACUUGAAAAAAAAAUAACAUAGAAAUGGAGGAAAAAAAAACCCACAUACAUGAAGGAAUUAAUGACUGAUGGAACACUUUCAUUAAUUCAACUCGGAUAAAAACUCGACUAUUUUUGCUCCGUAACUUUGCUCCCUGUUCACUGUAAAAUGCUUCGUUGUGGCAUGGCAUCAUCAUCAUCUUCCCAUUCAGAAAUAACAACAAAACAAACACUACGUAUUCACUAUUACAACCACCAUAGGGUUUGAAAACAAAUAAUGACGCACCACUGUGAUAGUUCCGUUUGUUUGUAAGUGAAGCUUGGGAGUGUGUGAAGCUUGUAAGUGAAGCAAUUUCCUCCCUCUCUCCUCUCCCUCCUCUCCCACGUGCGUGCAUUGGCCGUGACAGAGGAAGGGCAGCAGAAGGCGCAGCAGGAGGGAGAGAGCGGGAGCUGCCUGAGGGAUGAUGGAGGAAGGGCUCAGAGAGUGAUGGUGAUGGCGGCAGUGAUAGUGACACGUGAUGGUGAUGGACGUGGCGGGUCAGAGAAAAGGACUUGAUGUUUGUGGUGAUGGACAAAGAUGGUGAUGGUGAUAAAGGAGCUUAGUGUAUGGGAGGAGUGAUGGGGGUUAUGGUGAAUGUGAUGUGAUGCGGGGGAUUUACGUCACCGUGGGAAGUAAUGGGUGUUAUCUGUUCACGUGUACAGGUGAGUAAUGAUGAUGACGAUAAGAUACAAUGACGUAAUGGAAGUCCCUCUGAUGAUGAAAGAAGAAUGACAAAGAAAAAAAAUAUAUGAGCAGAAAAUCAAAGUGAACACUCGCACACUGAAAGAAAACGAUGAAAAAUACUGCUAUAAAAAUUAAAAGACGAUUCGUUUCCUAAUUUGAUGGAAAGAAGGAUGCACAAACGAACAACAACUGCGCAAAGGGGGGAAGGGGAAAGGGGUACUACAUAAAGGGAGGGCAGUGCAGGGAGAGGUGAAGGGAGGGGUGAAGGAAUAGGGAUGUUCCGUGCGUUAUAAACCUGCAACUGACUGACUGCACAACUAGCAAUUAAUAAUGUAUAAAAGAAGUAAAUAAAACAUGGAACACCUGUAUCUCUCGUGAUAACACACAUAUCAUCUUGCUCCAUGGCUUGGUUUUUGUUUAUGUAUUGAUCUUAUCUUUCCCUCCUCUUCUCUCUUCUUUGUUUGGUAGGUGAUCUUCUCGGCCCCCACAGCCCUCCUCACUCGGUCUGUCACUGAUAGCAAUUACGCAUCCAUUCGUCUCCUUCACAGUGUACAUUGCAACACCUUCUCACCGGAUUAUAUAUUAUACAAACAUCUAUUUUCUCUCAAUGUCUCCUUCUCUACCAGUUUUUAUAAAUAUAAAUCUAUAUAUAUAGAUAUCAGUAUAUAAUAUAAAUCUAUAUAUACAUUAUACACCUUUAGAUACCAAAUGUCUUCUUUUCCUCUCUGUCCUUUUAAAGUCGUGUUCCAGACUGAGCCUCUGGGACGCUAACCUUCAUUCCAGCAAAGCCUCAAGACGUGAAGAAAUUGAUAUCCAUCUUUCCUCCAUAUUCUUCCUCCCUCCUCCUCAUCCUUUCCCCACUCCACAUCAUUUCCCUAAAAGCGCCUCUCCUUUACCUCUUCGCUCCAAAAAUAAAAGACAUACAUUCUUCCUUCCCAUUUAUUUCCCCAAAAACUCAAAUUCAUUGUAAAAAGUACCUAAUGUCUUUUUUUUUAUUAUCUCACUCGCUCUCACUCUUUCUCUAUUCCCUCUCAAGUCUUAACCCAUUUUUCUUUCCUCCUUGUUCUUACAAGUUAAAGAAUAUCACUCGCACCCUCCCGGCUCCCCUCCCCCCAAGUGUUCCAUUAGCUCCAUUGCCAACCGGUAUAGCUGCUUGUUCCUCUUGUCUGUUCACCGAUACGCUCACCAAUACAAUAGUGUCACGGGUUUAUGUACCACACUCGACCUCCUCUCUGUUCCUUGCGGACGUUAACUCUUUGUUGGUUCGUCUCUCGAGGUUCUAUUUUGCGUUGUUGUGAACCUUUAAGCACAAGGUGAAGCACUGUUACGUAUUUACACACACACCUACACACACCUACACACGCACACGGACAUACACACAGGCGCACACUACACACAAACGAAGCGAAAAGGGGAAAAAAAAUCAAAACCUAUACAACGACAAAGACAAAUUGCACACACUAGAUCCAUCUACAAAAAGAGUCUUUGAUCCUUUUGCAACACACACACACACACACACACACACACACACACACACACACACACACACACACACACACAUACACACACACUACACGAUAUAUAGAUAUGUAUAAGUUUGCAGUUACUAUAUAUAUUGUUUAAAUGGAGAGUUGGUAGUUAAGCGCACCAAUGUCAACUAUAGAAGAAAAAUACCAUAGAGUUGUUAUAAUCCUGUACAGAAGUGACCCCCUGACCCCCAGCAAGAGCUUACGUAUAGGAGCACCAGGGAAUUGGAAGACUGACUCUGUGGCUCUAUUUUUUAAAAGCAAGUGGAACACAAUUAACGAAAACGAGUUUCCAUGUCACGGGAAACCACUUAAAACUGUAGAUAGCGUAGAUAAAUGUGUGUGUGUGUGUGUGUGUGUGUGUGUGUGUGUGUGUGUGUGUGUGUGUGUGUGUGUAUGUGUGUGUGUUUGAUGCAAUACAGGCGUCAGAUCUGGCAAAAUUCAGACCAAAAUAAGACAAAUUGUGAUGAUAUUCACCAAGAGAUGAAUUGCGUGUGUGUAUAUAUAUAUAAUUCACUCGACUGCGAAUCGCUAGGGAAAAUCCUUCACGUGACGAGAGUGCGGGGAAAUACAGGAGGAAAUUUUGUAUGAAGCGUUCCAUGUGAUGUCAAUGGAAUAGGUUAUUAAAAUUGGGAUAUAUGAGAUAAAGUAAUGUGUGUGUGUGUUUCGAUAGAUUUCAUUACACUGAAUAUUUUGUAAUGGAGAUGAGAGGAUGCAAAAAAAGAGGUGAUUUAGAAGGAGGAAAGGAGAGAGAGAGAGAGAGAAAAGAAAAAAAAAGACAAAUCGGAGGAUGGAAUGUCAGAGGAAGGGAAGAAAAGAGAGGAUGGGAAAGAAAGGGAAGGGGACAAUGAGUAUGCUAGUCACCAUUAUAAAUAUUGCUAUAAUGAACAUGUACACUCACAGUGCACUGGAGAUUGGGGAAAUUCUGGUCAUUGUUCUCUUCAUUCCGAAGCGACGAGGCCACACCAACAUCCUUCCUGACGAGAGAGAAAAGAAAAAUGAUGCAAAAACCUUAGAAAAAAAUCACGUGAUUGUACUUAAAUAGAAAAAAAAAAGAUUAUAUAACAAAAAAAUAUGUACAUGUGAUACAUUUUCUACGAUUAAACGACUCAUGAA
Messenger RNA from Scylla paramamosain (green mud crab), 6534 nucleotides. RefSeq lists its product as uncharacterized. The transcript has 6 exons. Lineage: Eukaryota; Metazoa; Arthropoda; Malacostraca; Decapoda; Portunidae. Bases 1020 to 2678 code for a protein of 552 amino acids. The record is from RefSeq and is a predicted model, not a curated record.